Messenger RNA from Mangifera indica (mango), 635 nucleotides. Its product is annotated as splicing factor 3B subunit 6-like protein. Gene Ontology annotation, cellular component: U2 snRNP; precatalytic spliceosome; catalytic step 2 spliceosome. Gene Ontology annotation, molecular function: RNA binding. The coding region runs from base 48 to 422 and encodes 124 amino acids. The record is from RefSeq and is a predicted model, not a curated record. NCBI's taxonomy places the organism in Eukaryota, Viridiplantae, Streptophyta, Magnoliopsida, Sapindales, Anacardiaceae. Gene Ontology annotation, biological process: mRNA splicing, via spliceosome. The transcript has a single exon.
UAGAAAAUCAAGUCAAAUCCUUCAACUCACAACUCAGAAGAAAUAGAAUGGCCACAAUCAGUCUCCGCAAGGCCAACACCCGUCUCCCACCCGAAGUGAACCGCGUUCUCUACGUUCGGAAUCUCCCCUUCAACAUCUCCUCUGAAGAGAUGUAUGAUAUCUUUGGCAAAUACGGCGCCAUUCGGCAGAUACGCAUCGGCACCAACAAGGAUACAAGGGGCACGGCAUUCGUUGUCUACGAAGAUAUCUACGACGCCAAAACCGCCGUCGACCACUUGUCGGGCUUCAACGUCGCCAACAGGUACUUGAUUGUUCUUUAUUACCAACAGGCUAAGAUGAGCAAGAAAUUCGAUCAGAAGAAGAAGGAGGACGAGAUUGCUAAGAUGCAGGAGAAGUAUGGAGUUUCUACUAAAGAUAAGUGAUGGGCAUUGGAUGUUUAUGCGAAUUUUUUUAAAAUUAGGUUAUGGGUCUCAAAAGAUGCAUGGAUAUUGUUGUAUGAGAACUAAAAAUGGUUUUAUGAUAAACUUUUUAGUUAGAUUUUGUGAAUAUGAAAUUUUGUUCGUGUUAAUUUUCGGAUUGUUUUAUGUGGGAUGCUAUGAUAAUUCAGUAAAGAUUAUCCUUUUUUUGUUUGGAAA